AUGAAUGAUAACAUACAAAGUUCCUUGGCGGAUACAAAUACAUCGACAAUAUUUGUCGAAAAAUUAUUGCAAAAAAUAACACUUGGUUGUUUGCUUUCUACUUUAUCAAUAUUUACUGUUUGUGGAAAUAUAUUAGUAUUAUAUGCUAUACAAACAGAAAAAAAUUUACGCACAGUAUCAAAUUUAUUUAUUCUUAGUUUAGCAUUAGCUGAUUUAGCUGUAGGUCUAUUUGUUAUGCCUUUAAGUGCAGCUCAUAUAAUUGCUGGUCGAUGGCCAUUUUCAUCUGUUAUAUGUAAAAUGUGGUUAUCCAUUGAUUAUGUUGCCAGUACGGCCAGUAUAUUUAAUCUUGUUCUACUCAGUCUUGAUCGUUAUUGGGCUGUUGUUUAUCCUUUACGUUAUCUACGAAAACGUACACGUCGGCGAGCAACAGGAUUUAUUCUUAUUGUUUGGUUUAUAGCAUCAUUAUGGGCUCCGGCUGUUAUAUUUUGGUCAUAUAUUGCUCCUCAACAUAGUGAUAUAAUUAAAAGCAAUGAAUGUGACACGGCAUUUCGUUCGAAUAAAACAUUUAAAACAUUGACAGCUUUAGUUAAUUUUUAUUUUCCAUUAUUAACUAUGAUUAUUGUAUCAUGUCGCAUAAUGGUUGCUAUACGUUCACGUUCUCAAAUGGAAUAUGGUCGACGAUUAUCAUCAGCGACACAAAAACAGAUGAGACUAGAUCACACUUAUAAAAUACCAUCAUCAUUACAUGAUGAAGAUCAACCUAAUUUCAAAUUCAAUAAUACUUCUAGGCCAUUAUUACCACCAACAAUUGUUACUAAUCCAUUUGAUGCAUCUAUUCCAGACUAUCAAUCCAUCUCUAAUACUAUUAAUAAUAAUGUAACUCUAACGGCUGAACCUGGUCAAUGUUUUUGUUCAACAUGUCAAAGAUAUAAUGGAAAUGAUAAUGAAAGUCUUUGGGAAGUACAACAAACUCCCAUAGGAGAAUCUUCUUCAUCGCCACCAAAACAUUUUUCAUAUGCUCAAAUAAAACCUCUAUCAAGAAUAUUUUCACCAAAAAAACUUACAAAAGAAAAAAAAAGUCAUAAAAGUCUAGAUUUAUGUAAAACUACAUUUGAUAAUGAUGAUACACAAAUUAGAAAUUCUUUAAGUGAAUCAAAUGAUAUGAAAUAUUCAAUGAUAAUGUAUUCAAAUGAACAUUCACAAAAACAUUUAUCACCAAUUGUAAAAAAGACAUCAUCGUUAAACAAAACACUAAUUAAACAACCAAAGUCAAGAACAUCAUCAGUAGCAUCAAGUUUCUCAGAUGAAUGUUUCGAAAAAUUAUAUAUUAAUUCAACAGAAGAUCAACAAAUAUCACAACCCAUAGAAGAUAUGACUAUACAAAAAACAAAAACAACAUCUGAUCAAUCACAACCAAUAAAUUCCUCUCCAAAACUAGCAACAACAACAGUAGCAGGAAACGAUUCAAUAACGACAAUCAUACAUGAUUCAUCAAAAACUUCUCCGACACAUCAUACAACGAAAAUGAGUUUCUCUUUUUUUAAUACACUUCUAAAUCCAAGUCGUGCCAAUGCAUUACAAAAAGAACUUAAAGCAGCUAGACAAUUGGGAAUGCUUGUUGGUGUAUUCACUGUUUCAUGGUUACCAUAUUUUAUUUUAUUUUUAGUUGUUGCUUGGUGUAAUCAUUGUGUAUCGGAUACUAUAUUUACAGCAUCUAUAUGGCUUGGUUAUCUCAAUUCAACAUUUAAUCCAUUAAUAUAUCCACUAUGUAAUGCACAUUUUCGUCGUGCUUUUCAAAAAAUUUGUUAUUGUACACAUGAGAAAACAAAAUUACCUAAUUUAAACGCUUUACGUGAACUGCAAGCAUUACAUACGAUGAGACAAAAGCGACGAUAA
Molecule: messenger RNA, 1896 nt
Organism: Rotaria sp. Silwood2
Lineage: Eukaryota; Metazoa; Rotifera; Eurotatoria; Philodinida; Philodinidae
Source: the annotation of a GenBank genome assembly